Messenger RNA from Notodromas monacha, 1184 nucleotides. The record is from the annotation of a GenBank genome assembly. NCBI's taxonomy places the organism in Eukaryota, Metazoa, Arthropoda, Ostracoda, Podocopida, Cyprididae.
GUUAAUGCUUGAAUGUUAAUUCCAGGCGCAUGUUGUGGAGCACUUAGAAAAGUUUCAACUUCUUUGAAUCUCAAUCCCUUUUUACGAGUUUUCAUUUUGAGCCAACAUCCCGAGACUAAACAUACGAUUCGGUUAGAUCGUGCGUUACAGACUGGAUCGGUACGUUCACAUGUGCUAGAAUCCCUGUUUUUUGGGAAAGUUUCUCCCAGAGGAUGACGAGCAUAUCGAUAAAGUCGACGGCAAAUCGUGCCCUUCUGGUGUUCCUAUUGCUGUCGCUAAACCAAGGAACUCACGAGAAUUACACUCCAAGAUGUUUGCUCCAGCUACCAAAAAAAGGCAUUUGUAUAACGGCAGGACACGUGAACGAGGCUUUGGAUCUUGCCAUGAAGUCUCAUAGCGCACCGAACUACAAGAAUAACUACGUUGAAUUGGUAGGCCAUGUAGGCGACGUUCUCCAUGACACGACGCUGCUCCUCGCAAAAAAGCAUUACGUCCCGACGAAGCUGGCCGCGGCUGUGUUCCCUAUGAUCGACACGAUGCAAACCAACGUCCGUCACAUCUGUCCGAAACCCUUCGUGCCCGGAAGCAAUUACUGCUACUACUCCAAGUACAGGCGUUACGACGGCUACUGCAUGAACCCGCAUCAUCCGACUUGGAAUGGAGCUGGGACAGCUAUGAAGCGUUUCGUGGUCCCCCACUUCGCCGACGGCUUGUCUGCUCCGCGGGUUAGUUACCGCGGUAAGGAGCUUCCGUCUCCGCGAUUGGUCUCGAACGUGGUGCACCACGGCUACGCAGUGCGCCACGAACGCUACGUAAACACCGUCUAUGACCACUGGGGUCAGAUGCUGAACCAUGAAUUGACGGAGACUAAUACUCCUAAAUACGCGGGCAGAAGCGUUGAAUGCUGCAAAAGAAAGGAACACCAUGACUGCCUACCAAUUUACAUAUCGCCAAAGGACUACUUCUACUCCAAGUGGCAACGUACUUGCCAGAACUUCGUGCGUUCUCGCCCAGCCGUCCUGUACGGUUGCCCGUUGGGUCAUCGAACUGUCUUGAACGGAAACACACCUACAAUCGACGGCAGUGCAAUUUAUGGGUGGGACAAUUAUCGCGUCAAACAACUCCGAUGCGUUCUCGCCCAGCCGUCCUGUACGGUUGCCCGUUGGGUCAUCGAACUGUCUUGA